AUGGAGCGUUGCGCUUGGCCUAAGAACCUCUCCUCCAGCCGCAAGCGCGAGAUCCAGGAGCUCUGUGGCCACAAUCCCAAGAAGCUUAAAGAUGUCUUCGACGCUCACUCUCAAACUGGCGAUAACCCACAGCAGCCCUUGUUUGCGGACGAUCUGAUCGUCAGCGUUCUCAGGUCGUUCAGCAACACCCAAUCCCUAUCGAGUGCGGCUGAGUCCUAUGAGGUCUUGCAGGCCCCUAGCAACGCCUUUGUCAGUUCCGAGGUCUCCAUGGGAAGUGAGAGCAUCAGGUCUCCGGUAUUCAUCUGCUCGAAGGAGUCCCUAAUGGAGGCUGCGACGGUGAUAUACGAGGGCAGAGCAGACGUGGCUUCGGAGAUCCUGAGGCGCUUGUCUGCGAUGCCGAAUUUCAUGGGUAAUUCAGAGCAGAAAUUGAUGGGAUACAUGUUGUCUGCGCUUAAAUCGCGCGUGAGCCCCGUUGAUUACCCCCCUCCCGUGGCGGAGUUGUUGGCCGAGGAACAUUUGUUAUCGGUUUGGUCACUUUACGAUAUGUCUCCUUGUUUCAAGCUCGGUUUCAUGGCUGCCAAUAACGCGAUUUUGGAAGCUGCAUCGGAGCAACCCUCCACUAACAAGCUCCAUGUGAUUGAUUUCGAUAUUGGUUGGGAAGGACAGUACCGCAAUCUCCUCAUUCUCUUUUACGUGCAGUCCAUCCCUCAGGCGGGCAGUCAAUCCACCCUUAAGAUCACGACGCUCCCAGAUAGCUUCAACAGUGAGGAGAGGCUCAAGAUGAUUGGGGAUCGACUGACUGAACUCGCGGCCCAGAUGAAUGUUAGGUUAGUAUUCAACAUCGUGAGGCAGAAGCUGAGCGAGUUGAGCCGUGACUCACUGGGCUGCGAGCCCGACGAGGUGCUGGCAGUGAACUUGGCGUUCAAGCUGUACAGAGUGCCGGACAAGAGCGUGUCCACGGAGAACCCGCGCGACGAGCUCCUCUGGCGUGUGAAGCGUCUGGCGCCGCGGGUGGUGACGCUGGUGGAGCAGGAGAUGAACGGGAAUACGGCGCCGUUCACGAUGCGCGUGGGAGAGGCGCUGGCGUACUACGGGGCGCUGCUCGAGUCGAUCGAGUCUACAGCGCUGUGGGGCAAAUCGGAGCAAGUGAGGGCAGAGGAGGGCCUGAGUCGGAAAUUGGGGAACUUGGUUGCUUGCGAAGGUAGGGACCGAGUUGAAAGAUGCGAGGUGUUCGGGAAGUGGAGGGCCCGCAUGGGGAUGGCUGGGUUCGAGUUGAAGCCACUGGGUCCACACGUGGCCGAGUCGAUGAAGGCGUGGCUCCACUGUUGGCCCCGGACUCGGGACCCGAGAUUCACGGUGAAAGAAGAGAAUGGUGGGUGUUCCUUCGGCUGGCGCGGCCGAACUCUCACCGUCGCAUCUUCUUGGUGUUAA
Molecule: messenger RNA, 1431 nt
Organism: Eucalyptus grandis
Lineage: Eukaryota; Viridiplantae; Streptophyta; Magnoliopsida; Myrtales; Myrtaceae
Product: scarecrow-like protein 8
Exons: 1
Coding region: 1-1431 (476 amino acids)
Biological process (GO): regulation of DNA-templated transcription
Cellular component (GO): nucleus
Molecular function (GO): sequence-specific DNA binding; DNA-binding transcription factor activity
Source: RefSeq, a predicted model, not a curated record